AUGGAUCAAUUUGGAGAGGAAAGAAAGUUGCAACCGAAUGAGCUUGAUGAGAUUCGGUUGGAAGCCUAUAAGAAUUCAAAGUUCUACACAGAGAGGACAAAGAAGUUCCAUGAUAGUUCAAUUGUUAGAAAGGACUUUAAGGUUGGGCAACAAGUUUUAUUGUAUAACUCUAGGCUCAGACCCAUAUGGGGUAAGUUAAGGUCAAAGUGGAUUGAACCAUUUGUUGGCACUAACGUUUAUCCUUAUGGUGCAGUUGAGAUCCAAAGUCCAUGCAUAGAUAAGAGCUUCAAGGUUAAUGGGCAUAGACUUGAGCCUUUCCUGAACAAUCCUUCUUUGUUGGAUGCAGUGGUGGAGGAGAUGUCUUUGCUCGACCCCGUUUCACUUUCGCAAUGA
Molecule: messenger RNA, 393 nt
Organism: Vigna radiata var. radiata (mung bean)
Lineage: Eukaryota; Viridiplantae; Streptophyta; Magnoliopsida; Fabales; Fabaceae
Exons: 1
Coding region: 1-393 (130 amino acids)
Source: RefSeq, a predicted model, not a curated record